This is a messenger RNA of Guillardia theta CCMP2712, 1716 nucleotides long. RefSeq lists its product as hypothetical. The transcript is spliced from 11 exons. Bases 1 to 1716 code for a protein of 571 amino acids. Lineage: Eukaryota; Cryptophyceae; Pyrenomonadales; Geminigeraceae. The record is from RefSeq and is a predicted model, not a curated record.
AUGUCACAGUCAGCCCUCCGACUCGGGACUGCCCUGAAGCUGGUUGGAACAAGAUGGAAAGUUCGGACGCUCUUCAUCGACGAGGAGAAAGGUGAUGCGAGGUGCGAAGUCCGUGGUUCUUCCUCUGACAAAAAGUCUCCGCCUUCAGGGCUGUUGUGGUGGCAGUCAGCGACGUCGUCGAGUUCAAGACAACGGGGAUCGAUCCGAAUGAGCGACAUAGCUGAUGUCUCAAACAUCCCCGACAGGACCUUCGUCUCGUUCGAAGUCAUCACUGCUCAAGGAGCCAACCACGUCUUCAGGAUGAUGGAGGAUCACAAGAUGGAAAAUGGCGACGUCGACUUUGGCAGCUGGCCUUCAGUCAUCCGGCAAGCGAUCAAGAGGUUCAAGGCCUUUGACGUGGAUGGAGAAGCGAUAGCGGAGAAGAAGAACAAGGGAGGGCAGGAGCUCGCGCUCCUUCGCUGCGAAAAUGCCCUCUUGGACAGAAUUUCAAGCGCUGAUACUGUGGGGCUGGGAGGAGAUGUGGAGGUAGAAGCGAGCCUGGACGCGCUGAUCGUCGACCUUGCCAAACUGAAAGUUCAGCUCCACCACCUCCGAUCCUCCCAUGGGGACGAGAGGGCAUUGAACGAGUUCCUGAUGGAGUUUGUGGAGUCUGAAUGGCAGGAAGAGAGAUAUCGAAUGGUCGAGGGAUACAAAGAGGCCAUGACCUUGCGCGAUUCCGCCAUCCACUCGUCGCAAUGCUUCCAGAAGCAAGCGCAGAAGCUCGAGAUGCAGAUAGAAGGCCUGCGAAGCGACAACGAAGCCUUGAAACGAGAACUUCAGGUCCUGACGGACAGGCUGCUAGCUAGGAAGGAGGAGGAGGAGAAGAGCACAGUGGAACUUCCGGACGUCGUUCGGAGGGAGCAACUGGCAACAACGAGCAGGGCAUACAUCAUUGACGAUAUAGACACGGACCUUGACGUUGCUGGAGGAGAAGAGGAGGAGGAGAGACGAGUGAACAUCGCAGCCUUCCUCUCCCAACUCUACAACCCCCAGCCAGCGCUCGCUCGAUCCCUGGAGCACCCGAGGACAACGGAUGUGAGAGGAACAACAGCUGCAAAAGCUGCAACCACAGCAGCGAGAGUAACUGGAGCAGGUGGUAGAGACGACGACGAACGAAAGUCUCCUCGCUAUCUCGAUAGAGUAUACAAGUCAGCAGCUGAGCUGUACAUCGAAAAGAGAAAGGGGAGGGAGGAGCAGGAGAAGGGCUACAAGGAGGAGAAGAUAUCCAAGUACAUCGCGGCUUGGAAACAGGACUCUUUCCCACAGGAGGAGACCAAACUGAGCGGGCCAUCUCCCGCUUCCCCGAUCGCCACCUGCACCGACAACAAGCAGCAAGCGCAAGACGUGAAGACGCUGGAGCAGACGUAUCCUGCUCCAGCGAUGCACAAAGAGUACCAGGAGAACAUCGUAGGAGCCUCCAAGACUUCCCAGUCCAGGCCGGAAGACGCGUCCUAUGGCGGCGCGGCCUGGCUGCAGUAUGAAGCAAAGAUCGUGGAGGAGUUCGGCAUGGAGGGUUUGCGGAAGAUCAGAGCAGGUCGACAGGAGAGGGACGGACGGCGGAACUUCACUGUCGUUCCCUCCGUCGCUCACAAGUCAACCCCUGAUCCCCAUCACAAUGCCGUAGAGGGAGGGCGCAACAUCAUCAGCUGCUCUCCUUUCACCACUGAACGUCUGUGA